Messenger RNA from Epithele typhae, 1086 nucleotides. Its product is annotated as homoisocitrate dehydrogenase. Gene Ontology annotation, biological process: isocitrate metabolic process; tricarboxylic acid cycle. The transcript has 10 exons. The record is from RefSeq and is a predicted model, not a curated record. Gene Ontology annotation, cellular component: mitochondrion. Gene Ontology annotation, molecular function: NAD binding; isocitrate dehydrogenase (NAD+) activity; magnesium ion binding. Lineage: Eukaryota; Fungi; Basidiomycota; Agaricomycetes; Polyporales; Epitheliaceae. The coding region runs from base 1 to 1086 and encodes 361 amino acids.
AUGUUCUGCACACCCGUUCGCCACAUGGCGGCAGCAGCGCGGCAGUCGCUCAAGUUCGGACUCAUUCCUGCGGACGGCAUCGGCAAGGAGGUCAUUCCUGCAGCCCAGAGGGUGCUCGAGGCGAUUGGCUCCGACAUCCCGAAGCCCGAGUUCGUCCCUCUGCUAGCUGGCUGGGAGGUGUUCACGCGCACGGGUGUAGCCCUGCCUGAUGAGACCGUUGAAGUGCUGCGGGAGUGCGAUGGGGCUCUGUUUGGUGCCGUCAGCUCGCCUUCGAGGAUAGUAACCGGCUACUCGUCGCCCAUUGUCGCGCUGCGCAAGAAACUCGACCUGUACGCCAACGUUCGCCCAGUCGCAUCGGUGGCCGCCAGCCCGGAGGUGAAGCCCAAUGUUGACUUGGUUGUGGUACGGGAGAACACCGAGUGCUUGUAUGUCAAGCAAGAAACUACCACUACCACCGAGGACGGCGGCAUCGAAGCGCGCGCGACACGACUCAUCACACAGCGUGCAUCUCGCAGGAUUGGCAAGAUGGCCUUCGACAUCGCGCUAGGCAGACCGCGCAAGCAAGUCACCAUCAUCCACAAGUCGAAUGUCCUUUCGGUCACGGACGGUCUGUUCAGAGAAAUGGUCCGUGGGGUCCCGUCUCUUCCUGAGGUGAACGGUCGUUUCGACGGAGUCAAGAUUGAGGAGCAGCUUGUGGACAGUGCCGUGUAUCGCCUGUUCCGUGAACCUCAAAUCUAUGACGUCAUGGUCGCCCCCAACCUCUACGGAGACAUCAUCUCUGACGCUGCUGCUGCUUUGGUCGGCUCGCUGGGACUGGUUCCGUCGGUCAACGCGGGUGACAACUUUGUGAUGGGCGAGCCGGUGCAUGGUUCUGCUCCUGACAUUGAGGGCAAGGGCAUUGCGAACCCUCUAGCGUCAAUCCGCUCCGCAGCACUCAUGCUUCGCUUCUUGGGCUACCCGGUGGGUGCAGACAGUAUCGACCGAGCAGUCGACCAGGUCAUCCGGGAGGGUGAAUUCUUGACACCCGAUCUGGGUGGGAAGAGCGGCACUGAGGACGUCCUCAAUGCCGUACUCAAGAAGCUUUAA